Molecule: messenger RNA, 4077 nt
Organism: Chelmon rostratus (copperband butterflyfish)
Lineage: Eukaryota; Metazoa; Chordata; Actinopteri; Chaetodontiformes; Chaetodontidae
Gene: plekha5
Product: pleckstrin homology domain containing, family A member 5
Exons: 27
Coding region: 1-3693 (1230 amino acids)
Cellular component (GO): cytosol
Molecular function (GO): phosphatidylinositol-5-phosphate binding; protein binding; phosphatidylinositol-4-phosphate binding
Source: RefSeq, a predicted model, not a curated record
AUGGCGGCGGAUCUACAACCCGAGUGGAUUUCUUGUCUCCCUUCUUCCUGGAGUUACGGGGUUACUCGGGAUGGACGGGUCUUCUUCAUUAACGAAGAAGCCAAGAGUACAACCUGGCUGCACCCAGUGAGCGGCGAAGCGGUAAUAACCGGGCACAGGAAAACUCCAGACCUACCCACUGGAUGGGAAGAAGGAUAUACUUUUGAGGGUGCACGGUGCUUUAUCAAUCACAAUGAGCGAAAGGUGACCUGCAAGCAUCCUGUCUCAAGCUUACCCUCUCAAGACAACUGCAUCUUUGUCGUCAACGAACAAUCUGCCUCCAAAGUGCCGGCGAAUGAGAAGAAGGAACGGCCGCUAAGCACCAUGAGUGAGGCCUCCAACUACACGGGCGGCUCGGACUACGCCGCAAACCCCAGUAGCCCGGCAGGAAGACCAUCAAGACCUUCCAAAAAAGUUCAUAACUUUGGGAAGAGAUCGAACUCCAUCAGGAGGAAUCCUGGUGCCCCAGUAAUCAAAAGAAACUGGCUGUAUAAACAGGACAGUACGGGGAUGAAGCUGUGGAAAAAGAGGUGGUUUGUUCUGUCUGACCUGUGCCUCUUCUACUACAGAGAUGAAAAAGAGGAGGGGAUUCUUGGCAGCAUCCUCCUACCAAGCUUUCGUAUAUCCAUGCUGUCUGUGGAUGAUCACAUUAACAGAAAAUAUGCCUUCAAGGCCACACAUCCCAACAUGCGGACAUACUAUUUUUGCACUGACACAGCCAAAGAGAUGGAGUCAUGGAUGAAAGUAAUGACAGAUGCUGCACUUGUGCAUGCAGAGCCAGUCAAAAGGUUGGAGAGGCUAAAAGUGGAGCAGUGUGGACCGCAAGAGAUCAAUCAUGUGGCCAACCAUAAGCCGCCACUCACACAGCCUGAAAUCCAGAACAAUGAACGCAACCGUGAGGUGGACCGUGAGCGCACUGCAGCAGUCCCGUCCACCACAGCGGAAGAAGAGAGAAAGCAGCGAGAUGCCGAGCGUUACGGCUUCCAGAAGGAUGGGGCGGAGCGCGAGCGUCCACUCACCAAGAUCAACAGUAUUAAACUGCAGCCAGCCCAGGCAGCGGCCAUCAAGGCUAACAUCACCUCGCCGCAGACUCCGACAGAACUGGACGGCUCACACCGCAGUCCCCAGGUCAAUGGAUCUGGUCAGCAGUGUCCAACUGACGGGACUGGAGCCCCUCCUCAGCGAAGUCCCACCCAUGAGCCAGACCGCACCUUGAGCAGGACCAGCUCUAUGCAGCAACUGGAGCAGUGGGUCCGCACUCAAAGAGGACGCAACCAGGACGAUGACACUAGGAGCAUCACGUCAUACCAGACGCUGCCUAGAAACAUGCCAAGCCAUCGGGUACCAUAUAUGCCUCAUUAUGGGGAUGGCUACUGCAGUAUGCCCAGGAAUAGCAUGGCACAGCGGGACAGCAUCUGCAGCAUGUCGCCGUCCUUGUACGACCAGGCCCUGGGUCCCUCACCAGCAGACAAGCGCCGCUCUAUGCGCGAUGACACCAUGUGGCAGUUGUUUGAGUGGCAGCAAAGGCAAGCCUACAGCCGGCAGCCGGGGCUCUACAGCAAUAUGGCCAGUCCCAAAACCAUGAUCAACCUGUCCGAGCAUGCUGCACCAAGCCACUCCAUCCCCCCCUCGCCUUCCCACGGCUCCAUUUCCAUGUAUGGUGGCUACUCCCCAAUGCGAUCCUACAACAUGAACAGUGCUCGUCCAGAGGUGUCCUCUCCCAUCUACAGGAGAGAUUUGAGCAUUGACAGACGGCACAGGCCACAACUCAACAAGUAUGCCUACCCACCUGAUAGGAGGUCCAUGCCUGCAGGAAUCCCAGUCCAGACUAUCACUGCCCAGUCUCUGCAAGGCAAAACACCUGAGGAACUGACUCUGCUGCUGAUAAAGCUGCGGCGGCAGCAGGCAGAGCUAAACAGUAUCCGGGAGCACACUGUAGCACAGCUUAUGCAACUAAACAUGGAUGGCGACAACCCAAAGCUGAGUCCAGAAGACUACAGGGAACACACCUACACAAAUAUGCCAGAAGAGGUGGACAUUGAUACCAAACUUAGCCGGUUGUGUGAGCAGGAUAAAGUGGUGAGGACACAGGAGGAAAAGCUUCAGCAGCUGUACAGAGAGAAGCACACCCUGGAGACAGCGCUGCUGUCUGCCAGCCAGGAGAUAGAGAUGGGCUCUGAUAACCCCGCCGCCAUGCAGAGUGUCAUCCAGCAGAGAGACUUGCUGCAGAGCGGCCUGCUCAGCACCUGCAGAGAGCUCUCCAGAGUCACCACUGAGCUGGAGUGCUCGUGGCGGGACUACGACAAGCUGGAAGGAGAUGUGACUCUGGCUAAGAACAACCUGCUGGAGCAGCUUGAAGCACUGGGAAGCCCUCAGACGGAGCCUCCCAGCCAGCAGCACGUCCGCAUCCAGAAAGAGCUUUGGAGGAUUCAGGAUGUGAUGGAGGCCCUCACUAAACAUAAAGCUCAGAGAAAUGAUGGUGUGAACUCCUUCGGGCCUAUGGGCUUCAACAAGCACAGAAAUGAGGACUUGGUGCCCCCACGGCCACCCCUACCCCAGUCCUACGUGCCCAACCCCCCCACCGUGCCCCCUCUGCCCUCUCAUGCCGGUGUGCGCCCUUCAUCCCUCCACAGGCCGGAGGACAGGAAGGCCCAUCACAGGAACGGCACGCACAGCGGCCCAGACUACAGGCUGUAUAAGAGUGAACCAGAGCUCACCACAGUGACCGAAGUGGAUGAGAGCAAUGGAGAGGACAGAUCUGAACACCCAUCUGAACAUUCUGGAAACAAAGGGAUGUCCUACCCAGUUGGCAUUGUCCCACCCAGGACCAAAUCCCCUGUGCCUGAGUCUUCUUCCAUAGCUUCAUAUGUUACCUUAAGGAAGGGCAAGAAGCCUGACCCCAGGACGGACCGUCCACGCAGCGCAGUGGAGCAGCAGCUGUGUGCCGCGGAGAGCAGCCGGCCCAGGAUGAGCGUGGAGGAGCAGCUGGAGAGGAUCCGCCGCCACCAGCAGGGUGCCCUCAGGGAGAAGAAGAAAGGCCUCAGCAUCCGGGGUAGCAGCCAAGAGAACACUCCCUCUCGCAGUCACUCGUUUACUAAAGAAAACCAUUUUCGCACCAUGCAGUCCCAGAUGAGGCGCAGAGAUGAGGGGAUCAGCAGCGACAUUCAGGAGCUAGAGGCCUCACUCAGGCAGCAGGAGGUGGUGAGAGAACAGGAGACGCCCGCAGAGGAGAUUGCCCGUCUCAAAGAAGCCUCCCAUGCUGACCACUUAAAUAUGGACCGAGAACUGUCUGUGCCUGACAAAGUACUGAUACCUGAGCGUUAUGUGGAGUCAGACCCCGAGGAGGCUCUGAGCCCUGAGCAGGAGGCUGAUAAACAAAGGAAAGUUGAUCGCAUCAAAGCCCUCAUAGCCAAAAACAGCAUGCAGAAUGCGGUGCCUAGUAUGGCUCUAAACCCAGAGGAGGAGACUGAAGAGGAGGUUACCGUGCAGGAGAAAGAGAAGAUGAUUAAUAUCUCCUACGAGCUGGCAGCAGAGGCCUCCAAACGCAGCAAGCUGGUAGCAGUGAAAAGCCUGUCGCCCUCUUCCCCGCCCCUUCCACAGUCUCCUAACACACCCCCUCAGCUCACUGAUGGGUCUCACUUCAUGUGUGUGUAGUAGCACCACACAGGCUCUGGCCUCGGUGAAAACCUACACCUGAAGGAAACAGCAGUGGAGGUAUAAAGAUGCAUCAGAAGGAUUCCCCCAAGGACAUCAGCACAAGGCCACGGCCUACAGAGAGAGAAACUGCCCACUCCGUACUCUGGGGUCUGAAUCUUUGACUUCUGUAAUCUCACUGUGACGUCUUAAACUCCUAUGCCACCAACAACAUUUUUCUGUGUGACAUUUCUCUGUUAUUGCCCCUGAUGGGGGCACCACACUCUCCUCAACCUGGUGAGACAAAACAGCUUUGAUACUGUUAUCAUUUCAGUUCCAUUUGCAAUGCUUGUAAGGUUAUUUUUAGGUUAUUUUUAUUAUUUAUAUGGUUUUAUUAUGUUCUUG